Messenger RNA from Vicia villosa (hairy vetch), 1442 nucleotides. RefSeq names its product altered inheritance rate of mitochondria protein 25-like. Gene Ontology annotation, biological process: plasma membrane phospholipid scrambling. Bases 138 to 1163 code for a protein of 341 amino acids. The record is from RefSeq and is a predicted model, not a curated record. Gene Ontology annotation, cellular component: plasma membrane. Lineage: Eukaryota; Viridiplantae; Streptophyta; Magnoliopsida; Fabales; Fabaceae. Gene Ontology annotation, molecular function: phospholipid scramblase activity. The transcript has 11 exons.
UAAUAGCACUAAUUACAUUUUCCAUUUUUCUUCCUACCAUCAAUUUAUGCAUAUCACAAUCACUCCUUCACAUGUUCAUCUUAUACUGCUGUAUCUGAUUCAUCAACCUUCGAUUUCCCCUUAAUCAAAAAAGCGCGAUGAUGAAUCGCUUAAAGGAUGGUUGGCGCCACGUAUCCAAAUCCAAUAUCAAGAAGCUUCUCGAUUUUCGUUUUCACUCAAACAUUGUUCAUAACCACCGAUUUGGAACCGAAGUGGAUCAUCAAUUGAACAGGGACUUUUUCGUCAAACUUUGGGUUUCUGAUAGCAGAAUGCGAAACCCUAGAGGUAAGAAAUUUAUCAAAUCGGGAGGUAUUGAUCUUGAUCCUAGAUGGUUUUCUGCUGGCACCAGUAAACCUAAACGGUCCUUGAAGCAACCUCCUAUAAGCCAAUCUGUUUCUGAAUUUUCUCAACCGGAAUCUCCAGAAGAGGCCAAGGUAGCUCCUCUGCUUGCCAGGUCCAACUUGCUAAUUACUAGAGAUAUCGAGUGGGCGAAUCUUGUGUUGGGAUUUGAACAGGAAAAUCGUUAUGCCAUUGUAGAUGCAUGCUACCCACAGUCGCCUGUAGGUUUAAUUCGGGAACAGAGCAACGUCAUUACCAGACAGUUACUUCGUCUAAGGAGGCCUUUUGUUGCACACAUAACUGAUGCUGUGGGGAAUGAGCUCUUCAGGGUCCGUAGACCCUUUUGGUGGAUAACAAGCUCAAUUUAUGCUGAAAUUGAUGGUAAGGAAAUUGGAGUAGUUCACAGGCGGUGGCAUCUCUGGAGGAGACUCUAUGAUUUGUACCUUGGGAAUAAGCAAUUUGCGGUGGUUGAGAAUCCUGGCUUGUGGAAUUGGACAUUCACCUUGAAAGAUAUUGAUGGUGAGGUGCUUGCUCAAGUAGAUCGAGAUUGGAGGGGCUUUGGUUUUGAGAUUCUAACUGAUGCUGGUCAGUAUGUGAUUCGAUUUGGAGGUUCUGAUCCCAGCUCCAAGAUUGGUCUUGCUAAUGCGAUUCAAGACCUUGAUGUCGGACGCCCACUGACCCUCGCAGAGAGAGCCGUUGCUGUAGCUCUUGCAAUAUCACUAGAUAAUGACUACUUCUCAAGACAUGGAGGCUGGGGAUUACCCUUCUUUGACGUCGGCGAGUAAAUUUGAUUUGAAUGACAGUAUCAUCUGGUUAUCUGUUGGCAUCGUAAUCCCUGAGGCCCAAUCUUUACCAUGUAGUUUUUAAAUUUGUGUUUCAAGCUAACUUCAAAGAUGGCUCCAUUUACGUACACAUGAUAGGUGGUACUUGGUAAUGGGUCUAUUCAUUCAUGUAACAAAAUGAGAAGUUUAACUCUGAUAUUUACUUUUGUCUGUUGAUUCCUUUUUUGUUGGAUGGCAAAGUCAUGAGAUAGUCCUGAUUGAUUAUUGCUUUGUUAGUUGGUU